AUGGCCCUGCGCAGUGGGGCGGGCUGUUUCGGCCGGGUCUGGCGCAGGGUGUCGGGGCUCCCGGACGCCUGGCCCCGGCGCUCGAGCAGCCUCCUGUGCCUGUCCGCCUUCUCGCCCGAGCCCGGGCCCGCGCCGCCCCUGCCCCGCCAGCCGCCUCGCGGUGGCGGCGGCUGUGGCGGCCCCGGCGGAGGGGGGCCCCCCCAGCCUCCCCGCCCCCCGCCUCCCCGCUGCUGCUGCUGCCGCCGCCGCUUACAACUUGGAGGCGGCGGCGGCGGCGGAGGAGGCGGCGGCGGCCGCCGGGCGCUGCAGUGGGACGCGCGCGGCUGCGAGCCUGCGGGACAUGCCCCCCGCGCCGGCUCCUUGCUGGCGGCCAUGAAGAGGCAGAACGUGCGGACUCUGUCCCUCAUCGUCUGCACCUUCACCUACCUGCUGGUGGGCGCCGCCGUCUUCGACGCCCUCGAGUCGGACCACGAGAUGCGCGAGGAGGAAAAGCUCAAGGCGGAGGAGGUCCGGAUCAAGGGCAAGUACAACAUCAGCAGCGAGGACUACCGGCAGCUGGAGCUGGUGAUCCUGCAGGCGGAGCCGCACCGCGCCGGCGUCCAGUGGAGAUUCGCCGGCUCCUUCUACUUUGCCAUCACGGUCAUCACCACCAUAG
Physeter macrocephalus (sperm whale) is the source of this 655-nucleotide messenger RNA. Its product is annotated as monofunctional C1-tetrahydrofolate synthase, mitochondrial-like. The annotation marks the transcript as partial. Gene Ontology annotation, cellular component: plasma membrane. Gene Ontology annotation, biological process: stabilization of membrane potential; potassium ion transmembrane transport. Lineage: Eukaryota; Metazoa; Chordata; Mammalia; Artiodactyla; Physeteridae. The record is from RefSeq and is a predicted model, not a curated record. Gene Ontology annotation, molecular function: outward rectifier potassium channel activity; potassium ion leak channel activity. The transcript has a single exon.